AGCUUCGCGUUUUCUGUGUCGCCGCCAUUUCACCAGGCGAAGGAUAGAAGCAGCGGCUGAGUGCUUUUAACGGUAGUGGCGACGCAACGGGACAACAACACGACUGAGCAGCGACCCUCGUUGUUUUUACGACUUUAAACUCGUUUUUAUCUGUAUCUAGACAUAGUCUGCGUGGUUUAGAACAGUUUAAUCUGAAAACGGAGGAGGACAGCGAACAUCUGAAGGCAAAAUGUCGUCUGAGCUAAAAUCAGAGAUACCAGAGAAACAAGAACAAGGAAAUGCUGUGAACGGCAAGUCCAACCAUGAGUCGAGAAAGGAGAGGCCCCAGAAGCGUGGUGGGGGGGGCCGGUUUGAACCUUACGGGAACCCCAACAAGAGAUACCGUGUGUUUGUCAGCAACAUUCCCUAUGAUGUUAAAUGGCAAACUCUGAAAGAUCUCAUGAAGGAAAAAGUGGGUGAGGUAACGUACGUGGAACACUUAAUGGACGGAGAAGGCAAAUCAAGGGGUUGUGCGGUGGUUGAGUUCAGAACUGAAGAGCUCAUGAAAAAGGCUGUAGAGAAAGUCAACAAACAUGUCAUGAACGGUCGUCCUCUCAAGGUCAAAGAGGAUCCAGAUGGAGUGAUUGCCCAGCGUGAAGCUAAUAGGGCUCACGGGGGUGGGGGUGGUGGCGGCGGCGGACCCCCAGGCAUGGGUGGAGGAAUGGGAGGAGGAAUGGGGAUGGGCCCAGGCCCUGGCGGUCCUUCCAUGGUCAACAUCCCUCCCAGUCUCAUGAACAACCCGAACAUCCCCAACGAGAUCAUCCACGGACUCCAGGCUGGAAAAAUCGGAAGCACCAUUUUUGUGGCCAAUCUGGACUACAAGGUUGGAUGGAAGAAGCUCAAGGAGGUGUUUGGAAUGGCUGGAGCUGUUGUGCGUGCAGAUAUCCUGGAGGAUAAAGACGGGAAGAGCAGGGGAAUGGGAACUGUCACAUUUGAGAUGCCCCUUGAGGCUGUUCAAGCAGUCUCAAUGUUCAACGGACAGCUCCUCUUCAACAGGGUCAUGCACGUCAAACUGGAUGAGAAAUCCCUUCCCAAAGGUGACUUUGCACCCCCAGACCGUCCUCCAGCCCUUCCUCGUGGUCUGAGUGGUGUCGGUCUCGGUCUGGGACCCGGCGGUCAACCCAUCGACGCUACCCAGCUCAACCGGGGUGGGAUGGGCAACAUGGGACCAGGAGGAAUGGAUGGAAUGGGAUUUGGUGGCAUGGGUAGAAUGGGAGGGAUGGAUAAUUUUGGAGGUGGUAUGAACAACAUGGAUCGUUUCGGCACUUCUGGAAUGGGAAGAAUGAAUGAUAUGGAUCGUGGAAUCGGCGGGGGCUUUGAUAGAGAUUUCGGUGGCCGUAAUGACAUGGGUAUGUCCCGUAGCAACUUUGGAGACUCAUUUGACCGAGGAAUGGGGAACUCCAUGGGAAUGGAUCGCAUGAACUCUGGCAUGGAUCGGCUUGGCGGCGGCAUGGACCGCAUGGGAGGACUGGGGCUUGGCGGCGGCAUGGACCGCAUGGGAGGACUGGACCGAAUGGGAAUGGAUCGCAUGGACCGCAUGUCUGAUCUGGACCGGUUGGGAUCUGGCUUCGACCGAAUGGGUUCAGGGCUUGACCGACUGGGGCCCAGUAUGGAUCGGCUGGGAUCAGGCCUCGACCGCAUGAGCUCCAGCGUGGACCGCAUGGGUCCUGGUGGGUUCGACCGCUUGGGCCCGUCCGGCAUGGAUCGCAUGAGCGGCGGAAUGGACUUUGCCUCUCCUAUGGGCAUAGACCGGAUGAACACAGGCCUCGACCGAAUGGGUUCAAACUUCGACCGCAUGGGCUCCGGUGGCAUGGACCGCUUCCCCUCCUCAGGUCUCGACCGCAUGGGUUCCAGCAUGGACCGGAUGGGCUCUGGUGGCGUUGGUGGGCAGUUUGACAGACCUGCUGAUAUGGAUCGUGGCAAUUUCGGGACUCCUUUCAGUGGGUCUGGACAAGGAGGGCCAGGGGCUGGUGGAGCCAAUGCCAGGAAGGGCUGCCAGAUUUUUGUCAGAAAUCUGCCCUUUGACUUCACUUGGAAGAUGUUGAAGGACACUUUCAAUUCAUGUGGCAUUGUGCAGUAUGCAGACAUAAAGAUGGAGAACGGCAAGUCCAAGGGCUGCGGUGUGGUGCGCUUUGACAGUCCUGAGACCGCCGAGCGAGCCUGUCGUACCAUGAACGGCUACCGGCUCAGCGGGCGAGAGAUUGACGUCAGGAUCGACAGAAAUGCAUAAUCGUCAUCUUUGCCUACUGAUUCCUUCCACUCCCUCACUAUGCUUUCCAAAUUAUUUGUCCGUUACAUAAUUGUAUUUGUGCCGAAUGGUACUAAUUUUUUUUUUUUUUAGUUUUGCCUAAGACUUUUAGAGACCAAAUGGUUUUUUUUCUCCCCAAUUUUUAUUGUGAUGCUUUCCAAGAAAUUGCCUUUGUUAAAGGUUUGCUAAUAAAUCUCAACAUUGAGAA
Messenger RNA from Sinocyclocheilus rhinocerous, 2495 nucleotides. RefSeq names its product heterogeneous nuclear ribonucleoprotein M-like. Lineage: Eukaryota; Metazoa; Chordata; Actinopteri; Cypriniformes; Cyprinidae. The transcript has 17 exons. The record is from RefSeq and is a predicted model, not a curated record. Gene Ontology annotation, molecular function: mRNA binding. Gene Ontology annotation, cellular component: nucleus; ribonucleoprotein complex; cytoplasm. The coding region runs from base 230 to 2269 and encodes 679 amino acids.